AGACGCGUAGACCCUCCCGAGCUUCUGGGAGAGGCCACGCCCCCACACAGUGCUAACUAACCCACCACAAGUGGGUCUCCCCGGCCCAAACGUGUACUACGACCUAUAAGCACCGAGUACGUGCCAGGUGGUGGCCAGGAACGGUGAUGCCCACCGCUGUGGGGGAUGGCAAGAUGGGCCCCUUCACCGUGGGUAGGAUGAUAAUCAAUACAACCCUUCUAGGAAAGUGAGCUCAAAACACGCACCGUAAACGAGACGCCCUGGGGCUUCCUGGCAGUCCACGGUUACGACUGGACUCGCACUGCCAGGGGCCCGGGUUAAGCCCCUGGUCGGGGACGAAGACCCUGCAAGCUGUGCAGCACGACCCAAACAAACGGAACCCCACAACCAGACCCAGAGGCGCCCAGGGCCGAUGGCCCCUGCCAACGCCCCGAGAACCUCUGGAGACCGGAACCCCACAAACCAGACCCAGAGGCGCCCAGGGCCGACGGCCCCUGCCAACGCCCCGAGAACCUCCGGAGACCGGAACCCCACAAACCAGACCCAGAGGCGCCCAGGGCCGACGGCCCCUGCCAACGCCCCGAGAACCUCCGGAGACCGGAACCCCACAAACCAGACCCAGAGGCGCCCAGGGCCGACGGCCCCUGCCAACGCCCCGAGAACCUCCGGAGACCGGAACCCCACAAACCAGACCCAGAGGCACCCGGCCCCGGAGCCUCGGUGCGGCCCUGCUUCCCUGCGACACAGGGGAGUUGGGCUGGGUGUCCUGCAGGGACCAGGGCUGGCACGCAGGACUGGGCCAGGGUCUCCUUGUGGCCCCCUCGGCCGAGAACUGAGGUCGGCAUGCACGGUGGUGGGGGCCCACAUCCAGGGUAGCGUCCGAGCCACCCCCAUGACACAACCCAGCUGUGGCCACAGGGUCCUGAUGGCUCGUCCACAAGGAGACAGACGGGCCUCCAAAUGUGGAGUCGCAGCUGCUGGGCGGUGACCGGGCACACAGCGGGGCUUUGUGCUGACGAGGCUGGGGGGCGGUGUUUCAUCUGCGAUCUGUGUACUUUGGAAGACUGCGACUACAGCCCAGCACCAAAGGUCGCAGAAGCGCGCGGCCGACCUUGGCCGAUUCUGCCCCUGCAGAGCCACUUUGCACCAGCGGCACAGAGCUCCAGCUCCUCCGGGAUGUGGUGCCCGCUGCGCCCGUUCCUGCUGGCCCUCCUCCUGGCAUCUGCGUGCAGGACCCUUGGCCCGCGGGGGCGGCGAGAUGACGGUGGGGGCGAGCCCGAGUCUGCGGAGCCCCAGUGGGGGCGGCUGAAGGGCAGCAACGUGAGCAGGCCCCUGCCGCCCGCCGCCUUCCACGAGGAGAACACGGUCACCACCGAGUGGGCCACGGACGGGGAGGAGGAGGAGGACUACCUGGACCUGGGCCAGAUCUUCGGGGAGGACGGCGACGACUACGGCGACGUCGUGGACGCGGACCCCCCCCCGCGCCCCGGGGCCGGCGCCGGCAGCGUGCUCCCGCUCUUCCCCGGCAAGAGCCGCGUGCAGCGGCUCAACCUCCUCAACGCGCAGUUUGCCUUCGACCUGUACCGGGCGCUGGCGGCACGGGCCGGCACGGCCGACAACAUCUUCCUGGCGCCCGUGGGCGUGUCGGCCGCCAUGGCCAUGCUCUCCCUGGGCCUGGCGGGCGACACCCACCAGGAGGUGCACGCGGCCCUGCGCUUCGCUGAGUUCGUCAACGCCAGCACCGCCUACGAGCUGGGCACCGUCCACAACCUGUUCCGGAAGCUGACCCACCGCCUCUUCCGCAGGGACUUCGGGUACACGCUGCGCUCUGUCAGUGACCUCUACGUGCAGAAGCAGCUCCCGGUCCUGGACGACUUCAAGGCCAAGGUCCGGGAGUACUACUUCGCCGAGGUCCGGGCGGCCGACUUCUCCGAUCCGGCCUUCCUCGCCCACACGAACCGGCACGUGGCCCGGCUCACCAAGGGCCUCAUACGAGACGCGCUGCAGGACGUGGACCCCGCGACGCAGAUGCUGCUCCUCAACUGCCUCUACUUCAAAGGGUCCUGGGUGAACAAAUUCCCGGCGGAAAUGACACACAAGCACAGCUUCCGGCUGAACGAGCGGGAGGUGGUCAAGGUCCCCAUGAUGCACACCAAGGGCGCCUUCCUGGUAGCCGGCGAUCAGGAGCUGGGCUGCGACGUGCUGCGGCUGGACUACGUGGGGGGCGUCAGCAUGCUCGUGGUGGUCCCACACAAGCUGUCCGGGAUGAAGGCCCUGGAGGGCCAGCUGACGCCCCAGGCAGUGGAGCGGUGGCAGAGGAGCAUGGCCAACAGGACACGGGAGGUGCUCCUGCCCAAGUUCAAGCUGGAGAAGGACUAUGACCUGGUGGGGGCCCUGCGGGCCCUGGGGGUCACGGCGCUCUUUGACAAGCACAGCAACACCACGGGGAUCACGGGCCAGAGGAUCGUCAUCGACCUGUUCAAGCACCAAGGCACCAUCACGGUCGACGAGGAGGGCACGCAGGCCGCGGCCGUGACCACCGUGGGGUUCAUGCCGCUGUCCGCCCAGGUCCGCUUCAGCGUCGACCGGCCCUUCCUGUUCCUCGUCUACGAGCACCGCACCGGCUGCCUGCUCUUCCUGGGCCGGGUCGCCAACCCCACCCGGCCUUAGUGGCGGGGCCUGGGCGUCUCGAGUGCUUUGGGGCAUCCACGAUCCUAUUUCCCUUCUGACAACCACCACGAGGUGCCUGCGCCAGGACCCCGUGGCCCAGCCCCCUUUCCGGGAGACGUGGACGAGGAGGCGACACUCGUACCAUCAAGCCUGCAGGACAGCUGUCACUGAAGGGUGCUGGCGCAGACACACGGCCCCCUCCUCACAGGUCAGCCCCAGGCCCAGCAGCGCCCCUCUGCCACCCAAAACUGCUCCCCACUAUGGAGCACGAGGGCCCCCAAGAUGCUGACAGCCAGCCCCUCCUCAAGCGAGGCCCAGCCCGCUGGCAGAGGCAUGGCUGCUCAGAGCACAGCGUGGGCCGCAGCCACGCCUCCCACCCAGGGCUUAAUAAACGUGACGCUUUUA
Molecule: messenger RNA, 3075 nt
Organism: Capra hircus (goat)
Lineage: Eukaryota; Metazoa; Chordata; Mammalia; Artiodactyla; Bovidae
Gene: SERPIND1
Product: serpin family D member 1
Exons: 5
Coding region: 961-2670 (569 amino acids)
Biological process (GO): blood coagulation; negative regulation of endopeptidase activity
Molecular function (GO): serine-type endopeptidase inhibitor activity
Source: RefSeq, a predicted model, not a curated record